AUGAGUAGAAAUCUAGUGCGCUACAAUCCUCCACCGGAGCAGUACCUUCAACGGUGCACGCGAAUGUGGGCAAGGGAUCGAGCAACUGGAGGAGUGUCACUGGCGUUUGUUCCGGACUUCAACAAAGGAAUCGAGACGCCGGAGGCUAUGGAGAAAGUUUGCGAAGAAGCUGAGAGCAUCCUCCUGAAGCACAAGCUCUUCUCCGAGGAGACAAGAUUCUUCACCGAGGACUACUCUUCCAAACUGGAUGUUCUGGAGACAACAUUCGAAACACUGAUGACGGAACUAUUAGAUGAAGUACCAGCGCCACAUCUUCGUCUGGAAUAUUCUAAUGUCAUUGCAUUCUACAUGACAGCUCGUGAGAUGUUCACGUUCAUAUCUACUUUCACAGAGAAUGAACACUGGGUUAUGCCGUGUGAUCUCGUCGAUAAGUUUAUCGAAUAUUUUGAAACGGUUCGCUUGAUCAAAAAGUACUCGUUUGUGGAUCUCCGCAAUUUCUUGGAAGUGUUGGAGUUUAGCAACGAAAUAUUGCUGUGCAUUCAGACACACUAUCGUAUCAAGAAAAAGUUCAUCAGAAAUGAAGAACCCAGUUUUCCUCGAGAUGACUGUGAGAGAUACUAUUCUUACGAUUACGAAUGGUUCUGUGGAUCAGUGAUUUCUGGACCAUACCAUAUGGAUUGUUGUCGUUGGUUGUGUGUCAGUCGUCAUGCGCAGAUGAAUCUUACCAUCUUCCGUUGCGAGACAAUGGCCGCCGCUCAUGGAACGUUCUUCGACUACUUGAUGAACAUCCCAGUCCCAUUCCCAGGAUCUGCUGACUCCCCAAAACUUAUUUUGAGUGCUUUGAGCUCUAGAGAAGCGUGCUUUAGAGAUGCUAACAUGAGGUCACUCGCUACUCUUAAAGAGUUGAUCGAAGGAGAUCCGGAGCUCAAAUACACUCGCGACACAGCCAAUUUUGUCAAUCUUCGAGGCGAUAUUCGCCGUAAAAAGCGGAACGUGGCAGAUUUGUUAGUUAGAAGCGAGAGAAACAACUGUCUUCCAUUCUAUCUCAUAAUCUCUGUCCUCUCAAGAGUCGAAGCUCAACUUUUGCUGCUCCACAGAGCCUAUGCUCCUUUCAUAGAUAAGAAUAUCGGGUUGUAUGGAAAGAGCAUGCCAAAAACGGUAAUAGUAUUCGAGAUCGCCUUCAGAAUCUUUGUCAUCACAAAUGCCGAAACUUGUAGCAAGUUGCCUUUGAACCCUGAAAUUGAAGGAUUGCUCAAACAACUCAACACUGAGACUCGUAUUCAUAUUCAACGAUUCUACGAGGACUACGAGGAGGAAUGCGAGAAAUUCUACACUGAGCCAGUUCCGGUCGAUUUGGAGAACGAUACCAAUCAAUUCCCAUAUCAAGUGGACGUUGAUGACUUCCCGGAGGAUCUCGCUGACUUUGUCACUCCAAUGAUAACUCACUUGUACUGGGAACAGUAUGAGUUAGAUCGGUUGAAUGAGGACUAUGCGUUUGUCAAGCAGGGUUACUUUGAUUGGCCAAAAGCAGCAGGUACUGCCCCGUUCACAAUAAACAAGCAUAGACCGGCGAUACAUGCGUUCGACUGUAAUUUCUCGCAAGUCUAUAGCCAAAAUAUCUGUGAGCGAGUUCAAAAGAGCCACUGCAUCAAAGCCAUCAAUCGUAUUGCCUCUGAUGCUUUUUGGGGAAACGAAAUCAUCAAAUCUUGUGAACAAGCUAUCGAAGAAGCCAAAUGUGUUCCGUCGAUCUCUGAAAUCAAUCAGGAAUUUGCUACCACUUUCAAAGCCGCGAUUGGUGAGAAGGUUCUAGAUGGAAUGGAUGUAGUUGAAGUGACGAAUAUGAUCGGAGAAAUUGUACAUGCUCACAUAUCUGCGAGUGCACUUCGUACCAAGUAUCCAAGCCCGAAAGGAGAAAUAGGAACUGCACAAACAGCAAAAAACAUAGCGAAGGAAGUUCUUCAGACAUUUUUGGACUACGUCAAAACUCAGGAGGCAAUGGUCGCCAAAAAAUUGUCAGCUCCGAAGACAAAGGUAGAGGCUGUAGGAGCAGCUCGUGCUGCUCAAAAGUCAAUAAUCGAUCGAUUGGAUCUACUACACCGCCAACUUGUCGCUCAAGCCACCGGUACUCGACUUCCAGAAAAUAUUAUUUCGGAAAGCAGUGACGAAGCUACCAGCAGCGAAGCUUCCGAUAAUGGAAUUGAUGACGACGACACGUUCUACCCUGUGCCCGAUCCAACUUUGGAUUUGUUCUUUGACGCCCUCAAUCAAGCACCGUUGUCUCACAAGGAAUUCGGAGAAAUCAUGGCUAGUGGAAUGUUUGGAAGUGAGGUCCCACCAGAGAUGGUCAAUGCUUUCCUUGCUCGAGUCAUCAAAGUCACCUACUGCUGGGCUUCAUUUGAUAUAUCGGAUAUGACCAACCCAAUCUACAACGUUCCACUCGAUUAA
This is a messenger RNA of Caenorhabditis briggsae, 2445 nucleotides long. Bases 1 to 2445 code for a protein of 814 amino acids. The transcript is spliced from 5 exons. NCBI's taxonomy places the organism in Eukaryota, Metazoa, Nematoda, Chromadorea, Rhabditida, Rhabditidae. The record is from RefSeq and is a predicted model, not a curated record.